Camelina sativa (false flax) is the source of this 1678-nucleotide messenger RNA. Lineage: Eukaryota; Viridiplantae; Streptophyta; Magnoliopsida; Brassicales; Brassicaceae. The record is from RefSeq and is a predicted model, not a curated record.
UUGGUAAUAUUAUAUACUUAGGUAGGUCGUGCAGGCCGAUCUAUCUUUCUGAUCUUGGGCAUGGUCUUAUGUCAACGAUAUAGGAAUAUUUAAUUUAAAAAAAUAUAUUAAACUGAUAUAAUCUCCAUUUUAUAGGAGAUGAAGUCAACAACACUUUGGGUUAAUAUUAUACUAAACGUGCAAGUCAUUACCAAAUUAGUCACCGACGUGCAACCCAUCCUGCUCCGUAUUUAAGUAUCAAUCAAUCUGUUUUGGCCUUUUCGCCAAUACUACAAUUUCUAAUUUAUUCUCAUUCAAUUUCAGGCCAAAGAGACAAAAAUGGCAACUGAUGUUCUCAGCUUCUGUGACGAUAGUAGUCUCGAGGACUGGCAUGAUUUUGAGGUUCUUGGCCGCGGAGACGAGCCCAAGAUUCUGAUCAAGAAGACGAGUAUGCAAUCCGUAUCCGAGAGGCGGAUCUCGGUUGAUCCACAAUCGCUAUUGUCGAGGAACGAGAGCUUCGAUAUGUUAGUCUCACGUCCGAGAGACAUCGAUGACAUGGCGCUUUCUCAGCCGUUAGAUAACCAACGAAAGACGAAGUUUGUGAGCUGCAGCCUUCCAAACUCAGCAGCCACGUCACCUAGACGUAGUUCGAGUCAUAAUUGGAAGGACAGAACCACUGAGCAGGUUCUUGACCUAAUGCUGGUUCAAGAUGCGGCCACUGCGUUUAGGAGAAGCAAAUCUUGCGGCGAAGGACGUGCUUGUACACCAUCGCUCGAUUUCGACAUGUUAUUGCAUAAAUCAAGACACGGACAACAUAACCAUAAUAGUCAUCAGCAUCAGCAUCAGCACCAUCAUCAUCAUGGCUUCUCUUCCUCUAAUUCCAAGAGUCUCUCUCACAAGAGUAGUGGAAACAACUCUUUCUUCUCAAAAACAGAGUCCAACAAAACCAGCAGAAGCAAUAGCAAUACCGCGAAUUCGAAAAGCAUCAGUUCAUUCGAAGACGGGUUCAAAUGCAGCGCUUUGUGUCUCUACUUACCUGGUUUCAGCAAAGGGAAACCCGUGAGAUCUUCUCGAAAAGGUGAUUCUUCAUUCACAAGAACCACCACGAUGACUUCCUCUCAAUCUAUGGCAAGAACCGCUUCCAUCAGAGACACCGCGGUGCUGUCGGCUCGAGCCUCCCUAGAGCGGUUCGAGUGUGGUUCAUGGACCUCUUCGGCUAUGAUUUACGAUGACAACGCGGAUCUUGGUGGCCAUUUCUUUGAUUUGCCUUCGGAAUUGAUUAAAGGCGGGCCGGGAGAGAAUGACCAAGACGAUCCUGUUUCCGCUGCUUUCGUGUUCGACAAGGAACCUAAUUUGGAGAAAGAGAUCAAAGGUGUUUUGAAGACUUCUGGUUCGAAAUCAAGAAGAUCAAUGGAGUCACCACGUCACGUUCGGUUCUCAACCUCGUCACCUGUUUCUUAUCCGACGUCUCCCACACAUUCAAUCACGCCACGGUUGCUACAAGCCACCGAGGACUUCAGUAGUUUCUUGGAAGCGCAAGCCGUGUGAAUGGAGAUUUUUAACUAUUCUUUUCUCAUUUUUUUUCUUAAUAUUGAUUAACCGAAUGAAGUUAACCUUCUCUUGCUGAAUAUAUAUUUUCUUGUAGCAAUUGCCAUUCGAGAGAAUUAAAACUUUUCCAUUGUAAAGACAUGAAUACACG